ACAACCGAGUCUAUUCACACUAUAUAUCUUAGCGUAAAAUUUAGGUAACACUAAAGCAUUCAUGAUUUCCUUCAAAAGCAUUCACCACUUUUUUUAUCCAUUCAUAUACUUUAAGCAAUCAUCUUCAUUAUAUAUAUGUAUAUGUUAAUUUUUCAUAAUGUCUAAUUAAUUCAUCUACCAAAAAUGUAUCAGAUUCAGUACUUAUUAUGGUGUUUCAUUUGCCUCCUCUACUUAGUACACCGGAGUCCGACCACGGUGGCCAUGCCGCCGCAGCCUCCGGUUAGGUGUAACGACGGAGGCUGCGCGCUUUAUAACUCGUACGGCGUAUGGAACGAUAGAAAGGAAUGUCAUAUACCUAACGUAACAUACCCUUCAACUGAAGAAGAGCUCCGAUUAGCCGUUGCUUAUGCUAAUAGAAAGAAGCUCAAGAUCAAAGUCGUUAGCAGAUUUUCUCAUACAAUACCUAAAUUAGCUUGUCCUGGUUCUCAUAAUUUCUCAAAUUCAAUGCUUAUAAGCACGUCCAAUUAUAAUUCCCUGAUUGAUAUUGACAGAGCUAAUUUGGCGGUGACGGUGGAUGCCGGAGUUAGUCUGCGCGAGCUGAUUGAUCGCGUGGAAGCGGCGGGAUUGAGUUUGACUGCGGCGCCGUACUGGGAAGGAGUGAGCAUCGGUGGGGUUAUAAGUACGGCGGCGCAUGGAAGUUCAUGGUGGGGAAAAGGCGGAGGUGUUCAUGAUCAUGUAAUUGGGAUGAGUGUUAUAGUUCCGGCGACGGAAUCUCAAGGGUUUGCUAAAAUUAUGAGAAUUGGAGCGCAAGAUUCGGUUCUUAAGGCGGUCAAAGUUUCAUUAGGCUUGCUGGGUGUCAUUUCUAAGGUGAAGCUGUCAUUGGAACCAGCAUUCAAAAGAAGCAUAACAUACAAUUUCACUAAAGAUGAUCAAAUAGAAGACAUAUUUAUGGAUCAUGGCAAGCAAUAUGAAUUUGGUGAUAUUACUUGGUACCCAUCCAAGCACACUGCUGUCUACAGAUAUGAUUCCAGAGUUCCCCUGAACACUUCGGGCGACGGAAAAUUCGAUUUUCUCGGAUUUCAAUCGAACUCAAUUUUGGUAUCUCAAUCGACUAGAACAGCAGAAAAAUUGUUGGAGAAUGCCAGAAAUGUGAAGGGAAAAUGCUUAAUGGCAAGUACAUUUAUAGGGUUUAAGAAAUUAGUUGGCAAUGGAUUGAAGAACAAUGGACUAACCUUUACAGGUUAUCCUGUAAUAGGCCAUCAGGGGAAAAUUCAGGCUUCAGGUUCUUGCUUAUAUUCACCCGAAGCAAGAAUCGACACGUCGUGUGCAUGGGACCCGAGAAUUAAGGGGCUUUUCUUUUACGAAUCGACAACAAUUUUUCCAGCUUCAAAAUUUCGAGAUUUCAUCAGAGAUGUGAAGAAAUUGAGAGAUAUAAAACCUGAAAAUUUCUGUGGAGUUGAUAUUUAUAACGGACUUCUGAUAAGGUUCAUCAAGGCUUCAGAUGCUUAUUUAGGUCAAUCCGAGGAUUCAGUAGUUGUUGAUUUUAAUUAUUAUCGCGCCGAUGAUUCUUCCACACCGAGAAUGAAUCAAGAUGUAUGGGAAGAAAUAGAGCAAAUGGCAUUUUUCAAAUAUGGGGCUAAACCACAUUGGGCUAAGAAUAGGAACUUGGCAUUCUUGAAUGUGCAAAGCAAGUAUCCUAAUUUUAGCAAAUUUGUUGCAGCAAAGAAGCAAUUAGACCCUCAAAAUAUGUUUUCUAGUGAAUGGUCAGAUGAGAUUUUGUUUGGAAAAGACCGCCCGAAAGGCGACGGAUGUGCCCUGGAGGGGCAAUGCAUAUGCUCUGAAGACAGGCAUUGUAGUCCAAGCAAAGGGUAUUUCUGCAGAGCAGGUCUUGUUUAUACAGAAGCUAGAGUUUGCAGAGAUAUUUCAUCCUCAAUAAUAUAGAAACAUUGUAGAACAUCAAGUUAAUUGGGGGAUUAUUAUUUCUGCCACUUGGAAAGUGGUUGGAAUAACAUUUUUCAUAACAAUGGGGAGGAAAUUGGACCUGAAAAUCUUGGAGUAGCAAACAUUCUGUGUCCCACAUCGAAAAUAUAAAACUAUCGGAUUAUGGCUUGAUCAACUUCCAAAUACCACUUUUAAAUUUCUGAUCCAA
Messenger RNA from Mercurialis annua (annual mercury), 2149 nucleotides. RefSeq names its product L-gulonolactone oxidase 3. Lineage: Eukaryota; Viridiplantae; Streptophyta; Magnoliopsida; Malpighiales; Euphorbiaceae. Gene Ontology annotation, molecular function: FAD binding; D-arabinono-1,4-lactone oxidase activity. Gene Ontology annotation, cellular component: membrane. Bases 184 to 1941 code for a protein of 585 amino acids. The record is from RefSeq and is a predicted model, not a curated record. The transcript has 2 exons.